AUGAUCAGCGACCGCAGUUUCAGCGCAGGCGACAGACUGGCGGCAGCUGUUAGACUCGAAUUGGCUUUCCGAGGAACGCCUUAUCGUGAAAAGCCUCUGCUGAUUGAGGCGCUUCAAAAGCGGGAGGUGGGGAUCUACGAUGGAAUGGUUGACAUGAUUCUGAACGAGCUCUUCAUCACGGGAGAGAAACUGUUUUUGUGGUUUUCUCCAGCAGAAUGCGGUGAACACAAGCUCAUAUUCACGUGGGUGCUGGCGCUAUCGCUUUUGGUGGUAUUCUUCUACAUGUGCGGUGAAUUUCCUUCGCACAUGCUGCAACGACAAAAUGAAAUGAGCAUCAGCUGUCAGGAAGAUGAUGUAGGAUAUGGUCCAACGAUCCUAACACAUUGGAUCUCGAAUUCGGGAGUGUGGUGCUUCAAAAAUGUUCCAGAAUGGACAUUCUCAUCCGAGUACGUCAUCACAUGGGGAGCGAGGUACGGCCCUGCUCUUGCGAAGGAGGGCGGCGGGCGCCUUUGGUUCACGUCAAUGUUUGUACACCAGAGCUUUCGACACAUGUUUUCAAACCUGUUGCUCGCCCUCGCUUUAUCCAUUCAAAUCGAGGUGAAAUAUGGCUGGUGGAGAUCGGCUUGCUUGUGGUGGAUAUCUCAUGUAGGCGGGGCGUUCUUCAGCGCGGCGUUUGAAGACCCCUGCGUUGCAGUAGUGGGGGCCAGCGGAGGAGUUUUCGGGUUCAUUGGGCUCUUCGUAGCAGACAUGGUUCUGAAUUUCAGCACCAUAAGAAGGCCAAUUCUAAGGAGCUUCAUGAUUGUUAUGUUUCUAAUGUAUUUUGUGGUCGCCGUGGCAACUAGUGAGGUGGGGGUGUCUCAUCUUUCGCAUGUAGGUGGGUUGGUGUGUGGCUUGUUCCCAGCGUUCCUGUUUCUCCCCAAGUUGAAUGACGAGCGUGUGGAAGCGUGGUUUCCCAUUGUCGGGGGUUUUGUCAUGUUGGUAGUUUUUGUUUCCCUGCCAGCCUAUGUUUAUGCACACGUAUUAGACUCUCUGGACUGCGGUAGCGCCCAAGAGGCCUAA
Molecule: messenger RNA, 1059 nt
Organism: Ostreobium quekettii
Lineage: Eukaryota; Viridiplantae; Chlorophyta; Ulvophyceae; Bryopsidales; Ostreobiaceae
Source: the annotation of a GenBank genome assembly